Messenger RNA from Trichoplax adhaerens, 1428 nucleotides. RefSeq lists its product as uncharacterized. NCBI's taxonomy places the organism in Eukaryota, Metazoa, Placozoa, Uniplacotomia, Trichoplacea, Trichoplacidae. Gene Ontology annotation, biological process: transmembrane transport. The coding region runs from base 1 to 1428 and encodes 475 amino acids. Gene Ontology annotation, molecular function: transmembrane transporter activity. Gene Ontology annotation, cellular component: membrane. The record is from RefSeq and is a predicted model, not a curated record. The transcript has 14 exons.
AUGCAUUUUAAAUUACAACUUUAUUCCUUACAAUUAUUGAAACGAGGUUCCUUUUGCUCAUCAGAAGAUAACGAUCCAACCACACUUGGAGAGAUAAUUGAUUCGUUAGGAUUUGGUAAAUAUCAAAUUCGGCUGACAUUUAUAUUGGGAUGUGCUUGGGUUAUCGAUGCCAUGGAAAUGAUGCUACUAUCUGUUAUUGGUCCCAUCCUCCUUUGUGAGUGGCAUCUUUCGUCAUGGGAAGAAGCCUUCAUAGCCACAAUUGUAUUUGUGGGUUUCGGUUUUGGAGCACCUAUUUGGGGUUGGAUUGCAGAUAUUUACGGACGUAAAUUGGGGUUAUUGCUUUCCACAUUUUGGACUUUUUUUUAUGGGCUGUUAUGUGCAAUGUCUCCUAGUUAUUUCUGGAUUGUACUUACAAGAGGAUUAGCUGGUUUUGGCAUAUCAGGUUCCGCACAAGCAGUUACACUUUAUAGCGAAUUCUUGCCCGUCAAAACUCGAGCUAGGUCGGUUGUCUUUCUCCAAUUAUUCUCGUCACUCGGAGCCAAUUUUGAGGUUAUCCUAGCCUUAAUUGUUAUGCCUACCCUUGGCUGGAGAUACCUCGUAGCUUUUUCUAGCUUACCAUGCCUUGCUUUCUGCUUUAUGUAUAAGAUUAUUCCCGAGUCACCACGAUAUUUGUUAAUAUCUGGUCAACGUUCAAAAGCAAUAUUAAUUUUGCGUAGCAUUGCGAGAGUGAACAGAAAGCUUUGGCAUAAUAAAGAUAUAAAGUUACCCAGUAAGGAAACGCGUGGACAAAUUUGGGACUUGCUGAAAGCCCCUUAUACCAAAACAACGCUGUUGAUGUGGUCUAUUUGGCUUUGCGCUGCAACAUUAUAUUAUGGAAUUAUUUUAAUGACUCCAGUGUUGUACACGGUGGAUAGAUGUGGUAAAAUUCUAGAUAGUUCUAAUCGUAGUUGCAUAUGUAAGCCAUUAUCAAGUGAUGAUUAUCGCAAUAUUGUUAUUACGACCAUUGCUGAAUUUCCCGGUAUGAUAUUUGCAUUCCUGGUGGUUGAGAAAUUAGGAAGAAAGAGGACUCUUUGUUUGCAAUUUUUACUCUCUGCGGUGUUUCUUUUCAUGCUAAUAAUUUGUAGUACAAGGGUAACGAAAACAGUUCUUAUAUUUUGUAUUCGAGCACUUAUUUCCGCAGCCUUCCAAGUAGCCUAUGUCUAUACACCUGAGGUUUAUCCUACAACAUUUAGAGCUAUAGGACUUGGACUUUGCAGCAGUUUCGCUCGUAUUGGCGCAAUGGUUACCCCGUUUCUAGCUCAGGUAAUGCUACCAGUAUCUGAUAUCUUAGCACUAUGCAUUUACGCGUUCAUUUCUUGCGUGGGGGCUAUUUCUGCUAUCCUUCUUCCAAUAGAGACUCAAGGACUCAAUAUGCGGGUUUGUCAUUAA